AUGGAUCCUGCCUCAAGUGCUAUCCCUGUACUUCACAAGAAGCAUGAUGACGAUUUUGACAAGGCUAAUGACAAGCGUGAUGUUAAGCCAGUCGUGAAGACUCUUAAUCGUGUUCCUCGUGCAUGUAAUGCUUGUAGGAAGCAGAAGAUGCGCUGCGAGGGCGCAGAUAAUCCACCAUGUAGACGUUGUCGCCAUGCAGGACUCGAGUGUCUAUUCGAAAAGCCCACCAGAGAAGCAACUCUCACGGGCGAGGCAGGGCUUGAGCGUAUACGAAGUCUAGAAGCUCAUGUCGCUGAGAUACGUUUCACUCAAUCUUCGAUACAGAAUACUCUUCUCGAGAUUGUUGGCCACCUCCGGGGCGCCACGCCGUACAAUAACCGCUCUCCCUCGACAUUCUCACAGGCGCCUUACAAUGCCCAGUCGCCAACAAUGCAAUCCAUGGGAUCUCCCCCGAUAUCUUCUGGCCCGAACGGGUCCCAUGUGGGAGAUCCAAAUAUUCACAGCGUACAGGCUGGCCCUACCACGCCCACAGCCUAUCACCCCAAUCAUGGAUCUCUUCCACCUAUGUUAAACGCCCCACCGCGUCACUCGAGAAAUUCUGUUGCUCAAGGUGCAUUGGCGCCGGUCGGGCAACCUCCUGGUCACGGAGACUACAUUCCACCACCGCUUCCGCCCUCACAUACAAACCCAACUUCACCGACCCAAUCAUAUGGUUACUCCCCUUCUGGGCAAGUUUUACCCCCAUUUUCCACGUUACAAGCGAUCGGUCGUGCAACCUCACAAGGAUCUAUACCUGGCCGUCAUGAUUCACAACAAAGGCCAAUGCAGCGCGGCCACAAUGUGCAUUCACCUUCAGGAUCUAAACGCACAGCCCCAUCCUCGUCCAAUCCCACUAGCGCGGACUCAACCGAUAUUGAUGAUGAUAAUGGAGAACUACCAGCCUCCGGCCUGGUAGCACCAUGGGAAGUUCUAAGAGGUCUAGCCGAUGUGGCUAUUGAGCGAGCUGCCAAGGAAAACGGCGAAAGCAGUGAACCACCGAGUAGAACCAGAACGCCGUCCCCCGAGCGAAAAUCCAGGCCAAUGAAGAGGAGGAAGAUCCGUCAUCGAGCCUCUCGUGGUUUGACUUUCCCGGAUGUUGUUACGACGAACAUUAUCUCGGAACAAGACGCCCGUGAACUGUUCAGAAUAUUUUAUGCCGGAUGCUCCACUUUCCUCCCAGUAUUCGAUUCCCAAGUUGACACUUUCGAAGGGCUCCAUGAGCGGUCACCAUUUGCUGUCGACGCCAUUUGCACGGUUGCCGCCCGCGUGAGGGACGGGGGAGGAAAUGCAAGCGAGACUUACACCCGAUGUUUGGAAGCAGUGCAAAAUAUCUCGUGUGCGACACUGUUUGCUCCAGUGAGCCGCGUAGAAGCUGUGCAAGCGAUGAUUCUUGUGUCUGGGUGGUCGGAUAACGGAUGGCUCAGUGGCGGUCACGCUGUUCGCAUGGCCAUGGAGCUGUCACUUCACAAAGCUUGGCCCAAACUUCUGAGGCGCAUGCAAAGCAAAACUAAAACCAUUGGUACGGAUGAUCGCGAUCUCGUUAUUGCAUCCCGAACUUGGUUCUGCCUAUAUCUCUUUGAACAUCAAUUAUCCUAUGGUACAGGACGUCCAGCAAUUUUAAAGGAUGAUGAAAGCAUAUGGCAAUGCCGUUUGCUUCUACAACACCCUUUAGCAAUUGAGGAUGAUAUGCGUUUGGUUUCGACUGUUGAGCUCAUGGCUAUCCGCGAAAGGGUUCACAACAAGCUGUCGCCUUUUGAACGGCCUGUCGAUGAAGUCACUUUUGGAGUCAUUCAACAAGCUGACUCUGAGUUCCGAAAUUGGUAUAAAACUUGGGAUCAUGCUUUUUCGCAGAAGUACGAAGAUGCAGCGUUUUACCGGCAAAGUUUGCAGAUCCAACAACUGCAUGCAGAGCUCUUCCACAAUGCAACCGCGUUACGUGGUAUUAAUGGUCCAGAGGAUGUUCAGAAAAUGCCAGCCGCGCAAAGAGAAUUGGCAAUACGUUCAAUACACACUGCUCGCCAAGGCCUUGAAAUCACCGUCAAUUCGCCGUCGUAUAGCGAAGGCAUGAAAUAUGCGGUUCACUAUACACAUGCAACUGCAACAUUUGCAGCAUCAUUCUUGCUGCGGUUAGCACGUCUUUUCCCGAAUGAUUGCGAUAUGCAAGAAAUACGAUCGCAGGUCGAACGUCUCGCCGGUUUAAUGUCUCAAAUCCCUGGCAAGCGCUACGCCAUCACGCUUCAGCUGAUGCUGAAAAGAGCGAAGAGGCGUAAGGCGGCAUCAAGCUCCCGCUCCCCCAAGAUUCCUAGGGAGCCCCAUCGAAACAUGUCUAUGGUGAUCGACAUGCAGCAGCAGAAUGUGCACAUGAGCCCCGAGAGUUUUGCUCCAAAAUAUGAUAUCGCAUAUUCGAGUCCUGAAGUCAUGCAGCAGAUGCAAAUGGGCAUGGUGCCGCAGCAGACCGCCGAGGUCGACAGCAUCUGGCGAGGCUUUGAAAUGACGUCGAAUGAACAACUUCCAGUGUGGAUCUCUGAUCAGAGCCUGGGUGGUAACACAUUCUCCCAGCAAGGCAUGGAUGCAUUUUUGCUGCCUGCUGACUACCUACCUCCUGCCCCUCAGAUCUGGUAG
Suillus clintonianus is the source of this 2661-nucleotide messenger RNA. RefSeq lists its product as uncharacterized. Gene Ontology annotation, cellular component: nucleus. The transcript is spliced from 15 exons. NCBI's taxonomy places the organism in Eukaryota, Fungi, Basidiomycota, Agaricomycetes, Boletales, Suillaceae. The record is from RefSeq and is a predicted model, not a curated record. The coding region runs from base 1 to 2661 and encodes 886 amino acids. Gene Ontology annotation, biological process: regulation of DNA-templated transcription; DNA-templated transcription. Gene Ontology annotation, molecular function: DNA-binding transcription factor activity, RNA polymerase II-specific; zinc ion binding; transcription cis-regulatory region binding.